CAGGGCGCCAUUUUGAACUAUACCUAAAUGGCAAAGCUGCUACGAAAUAGAAAAAGUAUAAAGGGUUGCCUAUUGUUUUUCCUCGUUAAAAAGUAAACAAAUGAAGAUGCACCCUUUAACUCUUAUAGGAAUGAAAAUUCUCAGUGGACCUUUCUUAUGGCACUGUCGACAUUUGUCAGAGAUACCGGCUCGGAUCUUUGUCACGUUUGGCUCUUAGCGCUGAUUGGUGUAACUACACAUCAAUCACGCCUAAGCUCCCCCCUUAUCCCAUUCAGUCACUUGCUGUAAUGUUCCGCUGUGUUUACUAUUGUAUUUAGUGUAACGUUACUGAGCUGAGCACGUAUAUGCUGAGUUCUCCUCUAAAGCAUCUGUUUUCCUUGUGUUUUACGGAAUCUAUUUAGGAAUCCAACAUGCCUAAAAGAAAGAGAGCAGAUGGGGAUGCAAAGGAUGAGCCUCAAAGGAGAUCUGCACGGUUAUCGACAAGACCAGCUCCUGCAAAGGCUGAACCCAAAUCAAAAAGGACAGCUAAGAAAGACAAAGCAGUCAAUGUCAAAAAGGAGGACAAAAAGACCAAGAUGAAGGCCAAGGAGUCCUCAGAGUCUGCAGCCAAUGAGGAGAACCACUCAGAAAAUGGAGAUGCAAAGGUCGCAAAGACUCACAAAGAAACAAAGGAAGCAAAGUCUGAGUAACACUAUUGCCUCCCAUCAACACUGUCGUUGCAACUCCUCAUCACUCCUAAUAUUGUGUCAUUGUCCAACCUCCAAGGCACAUUGUUAACAAAGAAAUAUUUUUAUCAAUGGUUUUAUAAGUAUCAGUACAAAUUUUUAGCACAAACUGAAGCUAAAUACUGAGCACCUACUGAGAUUUGCAGUGAUUGUUUCUGCGAGAAUGCCACACUAAAAUAUUUUUAAAUGCCAUUUAUUGUUAUUGAUAACUUAUUUGGUCUAGAAAAAUCUUACCUGAAUCUAGGGUUUUGAGUGUUUUCUUAAAUUGUUUCCACAUGCUCUUCACUCUUCUUCCUCACAUAUUUUUAAGGUUUUCCAAGUUAUUAUACAUGGCUGGGGGAAACUGACUUUUUAACCUCAUGUAUUUUUUUCUUGCUGUUUAUCCAUUUGCCCUAGAUUUUGAUGUAUUAUACAUAAGAAAAAAAAAAAAAAACAUCACAACCUUCAAGCAGAGACUUUACAGAGCUGAUGUAUUUCACUCUAUCCUGCAAAACAACAACAAAAACAAACUGAAAAUUAAAAUGGCAGCUUAUUAAAUAUCAUGUUUUCAUGCAAAUUGUAAUUUUUUUUACUCUGUGAUUCUGACAUUUACUGAAGUCUGCAGGUUGUUACGUACUCUCUGAUGUUGAAGUGUCUGCUAAUAAAAAUGAUGGAAUUUUCCUCA
Ctenopharyngodon idella (grass carp) is the source of this 1389-nucleotide messenger RNA. It is a transcript of the gene hmgn6, whose product is annotated as high mobility group nucleosome binding domain 6. Bases 411 to 689 code for a protein of 92 amino acids. The record is from RefSeq and is a predicted model, not a curated record. Gene Ontology annotation, biological process: chromatin organization. The transcript has 6 exons. Gene Ontology annotation, cellular component: nucleus; chromatin. Gene Ontology annotation, molecular function: nucleosomal DNA binding. Lineage: Eukaryota; Metazoa; Chordata; Actinopteri; Cypriniformes; Xenocyprididae.